AUGUGCUAUUUGAGUGAGUGGCCCAAAUCCUUUCUGAAAGCAUUUAUCCGGCACUACAGCCACUACCAGGUGGAUUUUCUGAUUGAAAAUGAUGCCGAGAAGGACUAUCUCUAUGAUGUGCUACGGAUGUACCACCAGACCAUGGACGUGGCUGUGCUGGUGGGAGAUCUGAAGCUAGUCAUCAAUGAGCCCAGCCGCCUGCCGCUGUUUGAUGCCAUCCGGCCCCUGAUUCCACUGAAGCACCAAGUGGAGUACGACCAGCUGACCCCCCGGCGCUCCAGAAAGCUGAAGGAGGUGCGUCUGGACCGGCUGCACCCCGAAGGCCUGGGUCUCAGUGUGCGUGGUGGCCUUGAGUUUGGCUGUGGUCUCUUCAUCUCUCACCUCAUCAAAGGUGGUCAGGCAGACAACAUCGGACUCCAGGUAGGGGACGAGAUUGUCCGAAUCAAUGGGUACUCCAUCUCCUCCUGCACGCACGAGGAGGUCAUCAACCUCAUCCGCACCAAGAAGACCGUGUCCAUCAAAGUGAGACACAUUGGCCUGAUCCCAGUGAAGAGCUCUCCUGAUGAGCCUCUCAAAUGGCAGUAUGUGGAUCAGUUUGUGUCAGAAUCUGGGGGCGGGCAGGGGACCUUGGGCUUCUCUGGGAGUCGGGAGAAUAAGGAGAAGAAGGUCUUCAUCAGCUUGGUGGGCUCCCGGGGCCUAGGCUGCAGCAUUUCCAGCGGCCCCGUCCAGAAACCGGGUAUCUUCAUCAGCCAUGUGAAGCCUGGCUCCCUGUCUGCUGAGGUUGGGUUGGAGACAGGGGACCAGAUUGUUGAAGUCAAUGGCAUCGACUUCUCCAACUUGGACCACAAGGAGGCCGUGAAUGUACUGAAGAGUAGCCGCAGCCUGACCAUCUCCAUCGUAACUGGAGCAGGCCGGGAGCUGUUCAUGACCGACCGGGAGCGGCUGGCAGAGGUGCGGCAGCGUGAACUACAGCGACAGGAGCUUCUGAUGCAGAAAAAGCUGGCAAUGGAGUCCAACAAGAUCCUCCAGGAGCAGCAGGAGAUGGAGCGACAAAGGAAAAAGGAAAUUGCCCAGAAGGCAGCAGAGGAGAAUGAGAGAUACCGGAAGGAGAUGGAACAGAUUGUAGAGGAUGAAGAGAAGUUUAGGAAGCAGUGGGAAGAAGAUUGGGGCUCAAAGGAACCGCUCCUCCUGCCCAAAACCGUCACUCCAGAGGUGCACCCGAUACCCCUUCGAAAGCCAAAGUCCUUUGGAUGGUUUUAUCGUUACGAUGGCAAAUUCCCGACCAUCAGAAAGAGAGGAAAAGAUAAGAAGAAAGCCAAGUAUGACAGCCUGCAGGAGUUGAGAAAGAAUAAGAAAGAACUGGAGUUUGAGCAAAAGCUUUACAAAGAGAAAGAGGAGAUGCUGGAAAAGGAAAAGCAGCUAAAGAUCAACCGUCUGGCCCAAGAGGUAUCGGAGACAGAACGGGAAGACCUUGAGGAAUCGGAAAAGAUUCAGUAUUGGGUGGAAAGGCUCUGUCAGACGCGCCUUGAGCAGAUUUCCUCUGCUGAUAAUGAGAUUCCAGAGAUGACCACAGGGCCCCCACCACCUCCACCUUCCAUGUCACCACUCGUCCCACCCCUGAGACGCUUCGCAGGUGGGCUGCACCUCCACACCACUGAUCUGGACGACAUCCCCUUGGACAUGUUCUACUACCCCCCCAAGCCUCCCUCUGCCUUACCUGUGAUGCCCCUCCCUCCACCCUCCAACACACCCACCAAGGUCCCUGCACCCCCUGUCCUUCCCGCAUCAGGCCGAGUGAGUGCCUCAUCCUCACCCUGGGUGCAACGCACUCCACCCCCCAUUCCUAUCCCUCCCCCACCAUCCAUUCCCACCCAAGACCUCACUCCCACCCGCCCACUGCCCUCGGCCCUGGAAGAGGCACUGGGCAACCACUCCUUCCGUGUUGGGGACACAAGCAAUCCCACAGAGGACUGGGAGGCAAAGAACCAUGGUGGGAAACCUACCAACUCUCCCAUCCCUGAGCGGAGCUUCCCGCCCACCCCAAAGACAUUUUGCCCAAGCCCACAGCCCCCACGAGGCCCUGGAGUGUCCACCAUCUCCAAGCCUGUCAUGGUCCAUCAGGAAGCCAACUUCAUCUACAGGCCCGCUGUGAAAUCCGAGGUCCUGCCGCAGGAAAUGUUGAAGAGGAUGGUGGUUUAUCAGACGGCAUUCAGACAAGACUUCCGGAAAUAUGAGGAAGGCUUUGACCCCUACUCGAUGUUCACCCCAGAACAGAUCAUUGGGAAGGAUGUCCGACUCCUGCGCAUAAAGAAGGAGGGAUCCUUGGACCUGGCCUUGGAAGGUGGCGUGGACUCCCCUAUCGGGAAGGUGGUUGUCUCGGCUGUUUACGAAGGGGGGGCUGCUGAGCGGCAUGGUGGCAUUGUAAAAGGGGACGAGAUCAUGGCAAUCAAUGGCAAGAUUGUGACUGACUACACUCUGGCGGAGGCAGAGGCUGCCCUACAGAAAGCCUGGAGUCAGGGAGACUGGAUCGAUCUUGUUGUUGCCGUCUGUCCUCCCAAGGAGUACGACGAUGAGCUGUAA
Messenger RNA from Elephantulus edwardii (Cape elephant shrew), 2580 nucleotides. RefSeq names its product Usher syndrome 1C (autosomal recessive, severe) (gene USH1C). Gene Ontology annotation, molecular function: protein binding. Gene Ontology annotation, cellular component: stereocilia ankle link complex; cilium; stereocilium tip. NCBI's taxonomy places the organism in Eukaryota, Metazoa, Chordata, Mammalia, Macroscelidea, Macroscelididae. The transcript has 25 exons. The record is from RefSeq and is a predicted model, not a curated record. Gene Ontology annotation, biological process: inner ear auditory receptor cell differentiation; inner ear receptor cell stereocilium organization; retinal cone cell development. Bases 1 to 2580 code for a protein of 859 amino acids.